Molecule: messenger RNA, 504 nt
Organism: Mycena indigotica
Lineage: Eukaryota; Fungi; Basidiomycota; Agaricomycetes; Agaricales; Mycenaceae
Product: Peptidase A1 domain-containing protein
Exons: 2
Coding region: 10-504 (164 amino acids)
Source: RefSeq, a predicted model, not a curated record
CAGCUGCGCAUGCCUCGACACCCGAUAUUCCAUCGCCAAAACCUAGCACAGGGGCCAAUCCCAACGGUAACGGCGCUUCUGGAUAUGUUUGAGCAAGCCCACUUUUCGCAGCUCAAGAUACUUAAGUUUUGGUAUCAAAUCAAGUCUCCCGAAGACCUCCGGUUGGAAGAACUCCUGCUGUCACGCAUCCCUGAACUGUUUCCCGAGCUCCGAGAGGUAGAGCUUUGCAGAAUGUGGGACCACGAUGCGGAUUCGUUGUCCACCGCGACAUGGGAUCCUCUGCCCCGCGUCCGCCAACUCACUUCGCAACUAAAGCAACUCCGCACCUUCAUCUUCGACCCCGAUUUACCCGAACGCUCUGGCCGGUUCCCGGUUCCCGUUUCCCGGUUCCCGUUUCCCCGACCGACGAAGGAGUUCCGCACCGUGGUGGGGAAGCUACACGCCAUGGCGCUCGCCAUUGUUACCGAGGCAACCUGGGUGAAGAAGAUCGCGAUGUUACCGUGA